This is a messenger RNA of Acomys russatus (golden spiny mouse), 617 nucleotides long. RefSeq names its product zymogen granule membrane protein 16-like. Lineage: Eukaryota; Metazoa; Chordata; Mammalia; Rodentia; Muridae. The transcript has 4 exons. Bases 31 to 534 code for a protein of 167 amino acids. The record is from RefSeq and is a predicted model, not a curated record.
UGUUUUGCAUCUGAAACUGCCAGCCCCAGAAUGUUGGCCCUUGCUCUCCUAGGCUUUCUCUGUGUCUCAGCUUCUGCCAAUGAUGUUCAGGCCAAGUCCUCCUCUUACAAUGGAGAAUAUGGAAGUGCUAGCGGACAACGGUUCUCUCAUUCUUACAACCAGUUGGAAGGUCCCAUCACUGCCAUCCGUAUUCGAGCCAUUGCAAGCUACAUCAGCGGCCUCCAGGUACGCUAUGGUAAGUCGUGGAGUGACUAUGUAGGUGGCACAUAUGGAGACCUGGAAGAGAUCUUUUUGUACCCUGGUGAAUCUGUGAUUCAGGUGACUGGUAAAUAUGACACUUAUCUGAGGAAGUUGGUCUUCGUGACGAACCAAGGCCGCCACUGGUCUUUUGGAGGAGACACAGGCACAAGUUUCAAUGCUGCUCCCUUGCACCCCAACACUGUACUUCGUUUCAUCAGUGGCAGAGCUAGUGACUACAUCUAUGCCAUUGGUCUGCACUGGGGUGUCGACCCUAGUAGUCACAACAGCUGCUGAACCCUCGGCUUCUUGUUUGCAAGGGCUACUGUGUGGGAACGCCCCUGUCACCAGUCCUUUCCCAAACAGCUUAAUAAAUGUGC